Olea europaea var. sylvestris is the source of this 1206-nucleotide messenger RNA. Its product is annotated as ras-related protein RABC2a-like. The transcript has 6 exons. The coding region runs from base 343 to 975 and encodes 210 amino acids. The record is from RefSeq and is a predicted model, not a curated record. Gene Ontology annotation, molecular function: GTP binding; GTPase activity. NCBI's taxonomy places the organism in Eukaryota, Viridiplantae, Streptophyta, Magnoliopsida, Lamiales, Oleaceae.
AAAAGCGGGAAUCGCAUCUGAGAAAACAAAAGACUACGAAAAGAAUAACGUUGUCGUCACUCUUCAACCAGCCGUUCCCUUCUCUCUCUGCAUACGUAUUCGCUUUCUCUCUCUCGAAAACUAUAUACGCAACUAUAUAUAGAGAGAGGAACGGAGGUUUGUGAUGGCAUAAACUUUGCUUUUUAGUUUCUCAUUAUUCAUCUUCCCGCUUUUUGCUCUCUCUCUUUCUAAUUGAACAUUGUCAUUAUUAUAGUUGUUGCAAUUGUUGCGUUUGAGUAGCUAGAUAGGCAGAGAGAGAAAUUUCUACCAAGGUUUUUUACAGACAGAAGGCGAAAUUUUCUGAUGGGGUCAUCGGGACAAGGGCAGAGCAACUAUGAUCUGUCUUUCAAGAUCUUGCUGAUCGGGGAUUCUGAUGUCGGCAAGAGUAGUCUUAUUGUCAGUUUUAUUUCUAAUGCUGUUGGCGAUCUUGCCCCUACAAUUGGUGUGGAUUUUAAGAUCAAAUUCCUCACGGUGGGCGGGAAAAAGUUGAAGCUUACAAUUUGGGACACUGCUGGACAAGAGAGGUUCAGGACAUUGACGAGCUCAUAUUAUAGAGGUGCCCAAGGGAUUGUUCUCGUUUAUGAUGUAACAAGAAGAGAUACCUUUACAAAUUUAUCUGACGUAUGGACAAAAGAAGUGGAACUUUACUCCACUAAUCAGGAUUGCAUCAAGAUGCUUGUUGGAAACAAAGUAGAUAAAGAAUCUGAACGAGCUGUAAGUAGGGAAGAAGGAAUUGCCCUCGCAAAAGAGUUUGGAGGUUUGUUUCUUGAAUGCAGUGCCAAAACUCGGGAAAAUGUGGAUCGGUGUUUUGAAGAGCUGGCCUUAAAGAUUAUGGAGGUGCCUAGUCUUCUUGAAGAAGGAUCUACAUCAGGGAAGAGAAACAUCCUGAGACCGACACCAGAACAGCAAAUACCUCCAAAUGGCGGAUGUUGCUAGUAAAUAAAUCACCGCGAAACCGAGGCCAUGAUGUAAAAGCUAUUUUUAAACUUGUACCUUGGAAGACAUUACUAAUCUCGAGUUUCUCUUCGAUGAUCUGUGAUCAAAUUAUGUAAUGUAAAUGUAAUUUCUUUUAGUUUGUUGUGCUCUGGAUACAUGUGUUCCUGCUCUGGGAUUGUUGAAUAAUAUCUGUUAGCUUGUAUAAAUUUGUUGGCACUGCUUUUAUAUUCU